AUGAUAGAGACAGAUGAAGGCCGUGUGGUGGUUGAGGAGUCCGUGAGCUUUGGUGAUGAUCUGCCGCAGUAUGGCCAGCCGGCGGGAUUUAUUGAAGGCGGAGAAAAAGAGAAGGUGCAUAGCGAUCCAAUGAUGUGGCUGGAGGCCUUAGAUUUAUUGUUAGCUCGAAUGGUUUCGCAGGGGGUUGAUUUUUCAGAGGUUAGGUAUUUGUCAGGAUCGGGGCAGCAACAUGGGAGCGUUUAUUUGAAUGCUAAUUUUUUAAUGGUGGUGGAGAACUUGUCUGCGGAGGCGAGCUUGGUUGACCAGGUGAAGAGCUGUUUAACCCGCGCUACUUCUCCGAUCUGGAUGGAUAGCUCGACCACGAGUCAAUGCCAAGAAAUCGCGGAGGGGGUCGGUGGAAAUGAGGAAGUUUGUCGAAGGACGGGUUCAGAAAUGGUGGAGCGAUUUACGGGGGCUCAGAUUCGUAAGUUUUAUCAAACUGAUGCAGUGGCGUAUGAAAAGACGGCGGUGGUGCAUCUGGUGAGUUCCUUCAUGGCAUCGAUUUUAGCGGGUGCGAAUGCGGGUAUCGAUCAGGGAGACGGUGCGGGCAUGAAUUUGAUAAAUCUCGUUGAGAGCGACUGGGAUGAAAAGAUGGUCGAGGCCACUGCUCCAGAGCUGCGUGAGAGGCUUCCGGAGCUUGUCGAUGCGGGAUCGAUUGCGGGAAAGAUCUCAUCUUAUUUUGUAGAAAAGUAUGGUUUCGCCAGUGAGUGCGAAGUGGUUGUUUUUUCGGGUGACAAUCCCUGUAGUCUAGUGGGGAUGGGUGCUUCGCGCCCCGGGAAUGUCGUGAUGAGUCUGGGGACGAGCGAUACCAUCUUUGCUGCCAUGCCUAAGCCGGUGAUCGAUCCACGGGGAUAUGGACAUGUUUUUGGAAAUCCAGUGGGUGGGACGGGUGGAGCGAUGAGUUUGAUUUGUUUUAAGAAUGGUUCAUUGGCUCGAGAAGCAUUGAAGGAAGAAUUGGGUGUCGGUUGGGAAGCUUUCGAAAAAGAAGCUCUGAGCAGAGUGCCACGUGGGGAGGUCUUGAUGCUGCCUUUUUAUGAACCAGAAAUUACCCCACGAGUGGAAAGCGACGGACCGGUAUGGGACUUCAGGGAUGAGGUGGAGGACGGAGUGAAAAUUCGCGCUUUAUUGGAGGCGCAGUUUUUGAACAUGAGAAAAUAUUCAGAUUGGCUGGGGGUGAAGCCGGAGGUGAUUUUAUUAACGGGUGGGGCGUCUCAGAAUGAUGGCAUCGCACAAGUGGUGGCCGAUGUAUUCAAUACCGCAGUGGAACGGCUAGAGGUCACAGGCUCAGCGGGUUUGGGUGCGGCGAUGCGCGCAGCGGUGGCUGGUGGAGUGCCGUUGGAAAGUCUGGAAGUGGCUUACUCGUCCCCGGUCGAGAGGAGCAGAAUCGAGCCAGAAGCCGGUGAUUUUUAUGCCGAGCAGCUUAAAAUUUAUACUGAGUUCUUGAAAAAAAAUUAUCCCGAAGCUAAAAAAUGA
Nerophis lumbriciformis (worm pipefish) is the source of this 1512-nucleotide messenger RNA. NCBI's taxonomy places the organism in Eukaryota, Metazoa, Chordata, Actinopteri, Syngnathiformes, Syngnathidae. The record is from RefSeq and is a predicted model, not a curated record.